CUGCUCCAUUUGACCUUGCAAGAUCCUGUCACUCGCAUCGGCUUCAGAUCUUGCUUCUCAAACUGCGUGCUGUCCAAACAACUCCUUGCCAGCAUCACACAUACACCGACACCAUGUCGACAGCACCUCAUCCAACUCUCAUCAACCUACCUCCUCCAAACACAGACCCCAUGACACCGUCGGAUGCGCCUGGUACUCCCAAUUCUACCACGACUUCCAUGUCAGAGCUGUCCACUGUCGCUAUCAAAGACGGUCAUCGCGGCCACCUGCCCCAUUCACACCACUCUCAAGCUCCCACAUCUGGCACUCUAGAUGCCGAACGCGCUGACCGCAUCUCACGCCUUGCUGGCCUCGAGCGCGUGACGACUGCUCGUAAUCCGACUCCAACCUCCAACCUGACACCCGGCCUUGCUGCUCAUCCUUCAGGUGCCACCAGUGGUUACUUUGAUUCCCAAGGAAACCCUGUCUUGGGCCGUGAGCGCAGCACUGUAGGCUCGGCUUCAGCGACUGGUAGUGUCGGCGGCCGAACCACCUGGGCCAGUGAAGGCGAUGUCUUUGAUCACGACAAGAUGAGCGAAAGCCAGGACAUGGACAUGGAUACAUCUAGUGUUGGUGCUGCUUCCGAUACAAACAGCCUUGUUGGCUUCGGAGAAGGUGCUCGUACUCCUGCUCGCUACAGUGCCGUUGGAAGUCCCAGUGUAUCAAAGAGCACCCCCACCGCCUCGUCUCUGUCUCACCCUUUCCAGCGAGACACCAGCCUCACUCCCGUCAGUGCUCAAGCCCAGACAGACGAACAAGGCGUCCAAAUGGUCGACCGUAGAACCCUUGACAGCGGUGCUGAGACGGCUGAGCGCAUCAUUCGCGAACGUCUUGGUCCUGAAGGCGGCCAAAAAGGUCUUGAAUCACCGGACCCCUCUCAUAGUUCUGGCCGCGACCUUGGAAAGUUCUAUUUUGAAUCUGGCAAGUGAUUGGUCCAUUGUCAUCGGCUGCGGAGCCCAUGCAUACACGAGGUACCACCUCUUCUAGCUUGACCGUGCGAAACGAGAAAUGAAAUCGCGUGUAUUCUAGUCUUACAACUACAGGAUGUGUUGCUUCUGGAAGUCAAUUGCUCUUGAACUACAAUCUCGUGCGAACCGAUCGUUCCGUCUCUCUCCCUUCUGGUAAUAUGGGUUCGAUGCGGAGUACUGAGACGUAAGCCUUCACUUUCGGACCAGAAUACAAACGCUGCGUCGGCG
This is a messenger RNA of Aureobasidium pullulans EXF-150, 1235 nucleotides long. RefSeq lists its product as uncharacterized. The coding region runs from base 114 to 968 and encodes 284 amino acids. The transcript is spliced from 2 exons. The record is from RefSeq and is a predicted model, not a curated record. Lineage: Eukaryota; Fungi; Ascomycota; Dothideomycetes; Dothideales; Saccotheciaceae.